This is a messenger RNA of Dalotia coriaria, 1621 nucleotides long. It is a transcript of the gene Sin1, whose product is annotated as SAPK-interacting protein 1. Gene Ontology annotation, molecular function: phosphatidylinositol-4,5-bisphosphate binding. The record is from RefSeq and is a predicted model, not a curated record. Gene Ontology annotation, cellular component: cytoplasm; plasma membrane; TORC2 complex. Gene Ontology annotation, biological process: TORC2 signaling. The transcript has 3 exons. Bases 87 to 1463 code for a protein of 458 amino acids. NCBI's taxonomy places the organism in Eukaryota, Metazoa, Arthropoda, Insecta, Coleoptera, Staphylinidae.
UUCUUUGGUGGGGCGGUAACAAAAACAAAGUUUGAGGUUACAACUGCUUGCAUCAGAGUGGAAUUUGUUAUAAAACAUUGAAAAUCAUGGCGUUUUACAAUGAUAAACACUGGUUGCUAUCACACAUAAGAAACUCCUUCAUUUCUACAGAUGAUACCGGCAUGUGUGAAAUUGUAAUGGAAGGCCAAAAUCUCCCUAAAAACCUAGUAGAUCAACUCAAUAUUUACCCAGAUAGUGAAGACAGUCAAGAUGAUGAAGAUUUCAAUCAGAACGACUCAAUAGAAAUACCUCCUGAUUUAGAUUUACCUGUUCGCAUCAGAUCUGACACUGCUGUGCGACUAGAAAGAAUGGAUCAAGCGAAAAAGAGAGCUGCCAAGACAAAACACAUCAAAUGGGAGAGUAAUUUACCCAAUGAUUUAUCACUGGUGAAAAAAGAAGUGUUAACACCUAUUGAGACUAAUGUAAAAUCACUUUUAUCUGAACAAAUUGUAAACUAUCCGAAUGUACCAAAGAAUCCAUACAUAGAGUAUGCUAAAUUCGAUGGGAAUGCACAAGUUGGCAUACCUGUAAGGAGGUAUCGUAUAUUCCUCACCAUGCUUCCAGAGGAGCAGAGGAAUUAUCCAAUGACGAUUGUCUGCAUUGCCACAGCAAAAAUCCAUGAGUUAAUUGGAUUGAUUUGCUUUAAAUGCAGCACAGUUCAUGGUGAUUUCCAACUUAAACCAAGUGAAAACUAUGGUUUAUACAUAAUGGAAGAAGAUGGCGAGAUAGAACGAGAUUUAGGAGCUUUAGAUAGGAAAGAAUGCGUUGUAAAGUUUGGUUUUACUUGUCUUGGACUUGUUGAGGAAACAAAAAGUGAUUUGGAUAAAAAUCUCGCUAGUCCUACAGAAGAAACAGCUAAUAAUUCAUUGAGUAAACCACAGAGCUCAACAACAAACGCUCAAGAUGCAAACCGUCAACAAAUCGAACUGGAAAUCCUCGAAAACCACAAGACAGCAAUGGAGGCACCGCUUUACAAGACAUACAAAGUCCACGUGAUUAAUCGGGUACGUGCAAAGGUAGAAAUUCAACUGGGAAUAGUCGCGGACAAGAUCGAAAUUGAUCCGGUGCGUCAAAAAUCCGCAAAGUUUAUUUUCAAUCGACAUCGACCUGUCAGUCAUCCAAUGGAGUCAAUAGCAUCGUGUGAGAUCACAGACACAAAAAGUAGUAAGUCUGUAUUUAGGAUCAUAUAUAAUCCAGGUUUUAGUUUUGAUAAAGAAACGCCUUCAUCGUCGGUUAACACACCGAUGAUUUUUAAACAUUACGAUUUUGAAACGGAUCAUGCUACGGCUGAAUCAAUCGUUCAAAAAGUUAACAUGAUUCUAACUUUGAGGUCAUCAGCGAGUAGAAAGGAGUAUUUAGAGAUGAUGGCGAAAGAAAGACGGUAUCAAAAUAUCUUCAAACGGUAUAAAUUUGAGUUAAAGUGAGGUUAAUGUAUUCACAUAACCUAAAAAACAGGAUUUGAUGGUUUUAUAUUAAUUUUACUUAAGGUUAUGUUUAUGAAUGAGUCAAAGCGCUUGUAAAAACUAUCGAUAAAUACAUUUUACAUUAAUAUUAACGCUAAAUAUAAACUAAACAAGUUAAA